AUGUCGUACAUGGGCGACAGCAACAACACACGCGCCCUCUUUGAACGCUUCCUCGCUAAAGUGCCAAGCGAGGAGGCCGGCAGCAUCUGGGAGCGGUACAUCAAGUUUGAAUCCCUGCACGGCGACUUGUCGUCUGUGCUGCGAUUGGAGCAGCGGCAACAGGCGGCGGACGAGGCGCUGCGGGUGCAGGCGGAGGUGGACGCCAACCGCGGGGUCACGCAGCGGCACGACGAACACACCAUGGACCACCUCAUGUCCCGCUACCGCUUCCGUGAGCUGCUGCCCUGCCCGCGCGAGCACAUGUACCUCUUCCAGCAGGACCAGCCUUCCUCUGGCGCAGAGACAGGGAGUGCACCACCAGCCGGCUCUGCCAUCGCUGCUGCCACCACCGCAACAGGGCCAGGAUCAGCAGCAGCAGCACAGGCUGAUGCGGGCGCCAACCUCGACGUCACCUUUGCAGCAUAUCCGACACCAGACACGUCCCAGCUGAACCCGUUCAAGCCGGUGCUUGACCGUGACCCGGGCAUGUUUCUCGUCCGCCCGCCCCACGUCGCCGACCUCAUGCGCCAGCUCCCGCCCCCGCACACAUACAACGGUCCGCCGGUGGAUACAGAUGCGCUUCUUCGUCUGAUUCGCGACACGAAAGUGCCUGACCUCACCAUCCCAGACCCUGCCGCCGAGGGAAAGCGGCGGGCAAGCGGAGCUGAGGGUCACGCUGCCAAGCGAGCGAAGGAAGGCACAGCUGCCACGUCUGCUUCUUCUUCGGUUGGUGCGCUUGGCCCUGGUGUGGAUGUGUUCACUGCAAGGCAGCUACAGCGCCAGAAGCAAAAUGCCAUGCAUCACCAAUAAACACAGCACAGGAUGAACGAGCGAGAACAAGACGGGCGUGUGUUGGUUUUCCGCACAGGUGGACAGGACGAUCACAACACCUUCGUGCUUGUGAUGAUCGCCAUCAACGUGACCCACAACAGUGCACACUCUCCUCCUGUGUUCAUUACCCUGCUGUUCCUCGCCCCAGUAAAGCUUACAUCAAAAUCA
Salpingoeca rosetta is the source of this 1038-nucleotide messenger RNA. RefSeq lists its product as uncharacterized. The record is from RefSeq and is a predicted model, not a curated record. Lineage: Eukaryota; Choanoflagellata; Craspedida; Salpingoecidae. Gene Ontology annotation, biological process: mRNA 3'-end processing. Gene Ontology annotation, cellular component: nucleus. The transcript has 7 exons. The coding region runs from base 1 to 849 and encodes 282 amino acids. Gene Ontology annotation, molecular function: protein binding; mRNA binding.